Dipodomys spectabilis (banner-tailed kangaroo rat) is the source of this 1068-nucleotide messenger RNA. Its product is annotated as heterogeneous nuclear ribonucleoprotein D-like. Gene Ontology annotation, cellular component: nucleoplasm. Gene Ontology annotation, molecular function: poly(A) binding; poly(G) binding. The transcript has a single exon. Gene Ontology annotation, biological process: regulation of gene expression. The record is from RefSeq and is a predicted model, not a curated record. NCBI's taxonomy places the organism in Eukaryota, Metazoa, Chordata, Mammalia, Rodentia, Heteromyidae.
AUGGAUAAGACCAAUUUUGUCCUGAAUUUCAGUGAUGAUGAUGAAGAAAAAUUCCUUGAAGGGCACUGUAUUGAGGCCAGCAAUUCUCAGAGAGACGACAGUAAAAUGUUCAUCGGAGGAGUGUCUCAUAGUAUCAGUAAGAGAGGCCUUCUUGAAUAUUUAGCUCAGUUUGGCGAGAUCAUCGACUUUGUGAUAAAAACUGACCGUAGAACUGGACUAUCGAGGGGGUUUGGAUUUGUACUUUUCAAAGAUAAUGACAGCGUUGAAAAGGUGCUCCAAGUAAAACAGCACCUUGUGGAUGGCAAGAAUAUUGAACUUAAAAGAGCAAAACCCAUAGAAUCUCCAUUCCUCCUCAAAAAGGUUUUUGUGGGUGGGUUGAACCCACAUAUGUCUGAACAAAGAAUCAGAGGAUACUUUGGAACAUUUGGAAACAUUGAGACUAUUGAGAGACCACUAUGUCCUCAUACAAAUAAAAAAUGAGCUUUCUGUUUCAUCACGUACACGGAGAAGACCCCAGUAAUCAAAUUGUUAGAAAGGAGGUAUCAUCUCAUUGGGGCCAGCCGUUGUGAAGUUAAAAUGGUAAGUUCAAAAGAGUAUUCCAAGUUCCACAUCACGGAGGCACGAAAUAUUUCCUUAGGAGGCAGUCACCAUAGCAGCCACAAAAGCCGAUCUAAGCCAGAUCCUCAAGGAGCAAAUGUAAACAUUCAAAAACCAAAUGUCAAUCCUGCUGGGGAAAGCUCAUAUUUUUGGUGGACAAACCAGAAAGUUUUUAUGGAGAGCUACAAUUAUUUGAGAGCACUCUGGUAUGUUCCUUGGUCAAACGAAGAUGUCUUUGAAGCAAAACCAUAUAAUUUCUGGGGGAACCUAAGCAUUUUCUCACAAAACAAAUAUGAUUCUGAUGAAAAACAGCAUGCUUCUGAUACUAACCAAUAUAUGUGUAAUGUAAACCAAAGUACCUCUGAGGCAAACUUAUAUACUUCUAAUGUAAGCCAAUAUGCUUCCAUGGAAAAUCUAUAUGCUUCAUGGACAAACCAAUACAUUUUUCAAGCAAAACAAUAUGCUCUCUGA